AUGAACUCAAGUCAAGCAAGAAACGUCUCCGUGCACUCUCCUGUAUGCUUGGCCGGUGAAAGGGACGUUGGAAAGCUUCACAAGCCCUCCUCUUUAAUUCAAUGGUUUCUUAUCUUUUACAUAGUCAUCAACAUCAUCCCUGUUCCUUUCACUGCCGUUUUGAACGCACUGGUGAUUAUCGCCGUAAAGAAGAAAUCCCGAUUGAGGGCGCAGAAGACGAACAUUGUAUUAGCCAUGCUUGCAUUGACCGAUUUUCUGGUGGGAAUUCUCGCACAGCCCCUCUUCGUUGCGGGUCUGAUAGCUAUCUUGCAUAUGGAUUUAAGCAAUGGCCGGUCGUGUUUUACCGAAGUUUUUCUUUUUGCUAUCGCAAACUGCUUGUUAUCUAGCUCGUUUUUGCACUUGUUGUUAGCAAGCGGAGAACGCUACGUCGCCAUAAAACACCCCUUCGAUUACAUAACAAUCGUCACAGAAUCUCGUUUACUGAUUGCGUCGCUACUGGCUUGGGUUCUUUCUGUGAUUGUGCAAAUUCCACUUGCUGUUGAUGAGACUGUGUUUUAUAUCCUGCACAGUGCAGUUAUUGGUCUUUCUGUUGUUGUUAUUGUUUUCAGCCAUUUUUCAGUGUUCCUAGAAACUCGCCGGCACGAAAACCAAGUUGCAGCACAGCAAGUUACACAGGAAGCCAGGAAACAAUUUGAAAAAGAUAAAAAAGCCUUCAAACUAACAGCUCUUUUAGUUGGUGUUCUUUUACUGUGUUGUUCACCGUUCAUGUUUAUUAGAAUUGUGUUUUAUAUUCUGGAGUACGAAAUCCACUUUGAAGCGUUUCAUAUAAUUGUUUUCUUCUCCACCACUGUAGUGUUUCUGAACUCGCUGCUAAAUCCUAUGAUUUACUGUAUCAGAAUUAGGCAAUUUCGUGUCGCAUUUAUAGAGUUGACAUGUAGAAAUGUUACCUCACCGAGGGCUGAAGAAAUGGAGAUGCAAUGGUUUGGAGGGCCAGACGCCGCGAAUAGACGUGAAAUCGGGCAAGAUGAACGAGGGCAGGAUCAACAAAACAUCGAGAGAGCAAACGUUCACGAACUGAACACUUCUGCAGGCUACUGA
Messenger RNA from Porites lobata, 1098 nucleotides. NCBI's taxonomy places the organism in Eukaryota, Metazoa, Cnidaria, Anthozoa, Scleractinia, Poritidae. The record is from the annotation of a GenBank genome assembly.